Molecule: messenger RNA, 687 nt
Organism: Eurytemora carolleeae
Lineage: Eukaryota; Metazoa; Arthropoda; Copepoda; Calanoida; Temoridae
Exons: 9
Coding region: 77-556 (159 amino acids)
Source: RefSeq, a predicted model, not a curated record
AAAUCGAGUUCAAGGCUCUACAGUCCUGAAAGGAUUUUUUCAUCAUCCCAGUCACCUGAAUGGACAGUUCCAGUGGAUGUACGGGGAAGAUUUGGAGAAAAAACGAGCUUCCUUCCCUGACUUCAUGGGGUCAGUUGAACGCUACAUAUUGGAAACGCAUCCGGACAAGGAAGGAUUCCAGAAAGAGCUAAAGAAGAUUAGGAAUGAUGAACAGCUUACUGAAACCCAGGAUAUGGGUUCCUGGUUUUUGUUGUACACCCUAGAGAGGGUUUCUCUAAAACCACGGAAGAAAGAGGAGGAGAAAUCGUCUUACCUGUUUAAUAAUGCAAUGGACCAGGUAACAGACGGAUGUCCCUGCCUGUCAAGAGAAAAUAAAAGAUUUCUGUUGGUCUGCGAUGGAGAAUUACUCCUAAGGGACCUCGACUUAUUCGAGGCCAUUGUAAGUGUGGUUCAGCUUGCGUAUUUGGUGGAUAUGGAGUAUCCAGAGAGGAGGCAGGAAACAAGGCAAUGGCUACAAAGAUUUACAAAUUCUCCUCAAUGGUAUUGUAAAGAUUGAUGGUCCUCAAGCUUCGAAGCUGUUAGAAUUUAGAAGAAACUUUUCAAUCGAUCGAGAGAAACUUUUGAGCAAUUGGGUUUUCGCUAUCAUUUUAAUUAUGUUUAACCAGUUGUAAAUUAUACUAAUGAAUU